AUGCUGACUCCUUCGCCCUUUGGUCCUGCUGCACCUCUGCAGCAGUUUUCUGCUUCUCCUUUCCAGCCGCAGCAGCAGCAGCAGCAGCAGCAGCAGCAGCAGCCGUUUGUAUGGGGUUCUGCUGCUGCUGCUGCUGCUCCUGCUGCAGCAGCAAGUCCUUUUGGGGGGGCAUUCAGCAGCAGCAGCAGCAGCAGCAGCAGCAGCAGCAGCAGCAUAUUUGCUUCAUCUACAGUAAACCCUUUCGGUCAGCCUGCUGCUGCUGCAUCUCCCUUCUGUCCCGCUCUCUCCCCCACAGCAGCAGCAGCAGCAGCAGCAGCACCAGCAGCAGCAGCAGCAGCAGCAGCAGCAGCAGCAGCAGCAGAUGGUGUAAGCGCGGGCCCUUCUGCUUCGGCGGUUUAUAAGGGUUUAGAGAUUACAAACGAAGAAAUAAGAUGGGAGUUUUAUCAGCGCGACGAGCAGCAGCAGCAGCAGCUCAUGCAGCAACUCAGGGUUUACGCGCGAGCAAAAGCCAAGCUGGGCAUCUUAGUGUGA
Molecule: messenger RNA, 531 nt
Organism: Eimeria mitis
Lineage: Eukaryota; Apicomplexa; Conoidasida; Eucoccidiorida; Eimeriidae
Product: nucleoporin FG repeat-containing protein, putative
Exons: 3
Coding region: 1-531 (176 amino acids)
Source: RefSeq, a predicted model, not a curated record